AUGGGAUCUUUAUUCAGCAGGGGUUCUGGGGAAUGCAAGCUUUUUGGAGAUUUCGGAUGGUUUAUUCAAGGAAUCCUAGGAUUUCUAUCUUUUUCCUCCCUGAUAAGUAAUUUUUACACAGUAAAAAAGUACACCGAAAAGCCCUGCCGAAGCUGAAAAAUUUGGUUCAUGGACACUUCAAAGCAAGGCCUCAGCGCAGGGCUACUUCACAUGCUGAAUUUAGCAGUGGCAUAUAUGAUCGAACACAAUAACCCUGAAUCCAACCAAUGCACGUGGUAUUUUCUGAAUUUCGCGAUUGACACAUUAUUGGGGAUGGCAAUAUGUUAUCUUCUCCUAAACUUAAUUGAGGGGUUAUUUUCUAAAUCCGAAACAUUUUCUUUUACCUCUGGAUUCUAUGGAACUCCUCCUAGAUGGGGACUAUGGGCUUACCAGGUUUGGCUCUGACUGGGGAUUACUAUUAUAACUAAAGGCGUUUUAAUCGGAACUGUGCUUCUAUUCCAUGAAGCCUUGGAAUUUAUUGGAGAUUUGCUAUUAAGCCCUAUAUCGGAUUAUCCAAACUUAGAGCUAAUGAUGGUAAUGAUUGUGAUUCCUUUUAUAUUGAACUCUUUAAUGUUUUGAAUUACAGAUAGCUUUUUGAAGAACACCAAGAACCAAAUAGCUGAAGUUAAAAAAUCAUCAGCUAUUUCUAUGGAAUUACUUGAAAAUGAUGACACAAGUACGAGGGAUGAGCUCAGCGUGGAUGAUGGCUAUGGGAUCAAUUAA
Blepharisma stoltei is the source of this 762-nucleotide messenger RNA. The record is from the annotation of a GenBank genome assembly. Lineage: Eukaryota; Ciliophora; Heterotrichea; Heterotrichida; Blepharismidae.